Molecule: messenger RNA, 163 nt
Organism: Racocetra persica
Lineage: Eukaryota; Fungi; Glomeromycota; Glomeromycetes; Diversisporales; Gigasporaceae
Source: the annotation of a GenBank genome assembly
GUUGUAUUUGAUUCAACUUUAUGAUGAAAAAGAUAGGCUAGAAAGAGAUGUGGGACUUUCUUGGUGCUGCGGAGAUCACGGAAUAGUUACUAAUAGUACUGUUCUAUUCUUUUGGCAUGGUGGGGUUGGAAUUUACUAUACUGAUCAUGAAUUUCGAUUCAAG